AAAACGACAUUUUAGUAAUAUUACUAUUGGUGAUCUCUUUUAAGUAAGAAAUACACGUAAGUAUCUGCGUAAAGGUUCCAGUCAUAUGACUGAAGGGGUAAAGGUCAACCCUGUUGAAGAGAAACAUGGCGGCUCCCAUUGACAGGAUGGGACUGCUGUUAGUGAUCCUGUUGCCUGUCCUUUUUAGCAUCUCUCACGCUGUGGAUCGCAGUAACUUCAAAACAUGUGAUAAAAGUGCCUUCUGCAAGCGUCAGAGAGAUGUGAAGCCUGGACAGUCUCCGUAUAGAGCCCUGCUGGAGACAUUGGAGCUCAGUAAUACUCGCCUUACACUGCAGCUAAUCAAUGACAACAACAAGGUGCGAUUACUGCUGGAGCUCUACAGGCUGCAGGGGAACAUGACACGGGUCAAAAUUAAUGAACUCAAACCGCUCAAGCCGCGAUAUGAGGUGCCGGAUGUUCUUGUCAAAGACCCUCCUACUGAACCGCUCUCGGUGCUGGAUCGAGAUGAGAAUGGCGUGGUCCUCUCCCUCGGGGCGGACUCCCAGCGACUCAUCAUCAGCGCCCGUCCCUUCCGUCUCGAUAUCGUGGACGGGCCGAACGUCCUGCUGUCCAUCAACUCCCGAGGCCUGCUGGUGUUCGAGCAGCUCCGCCUGCGCAAGGACACUAUCUCUCAUAAAAUAACUAGCACAGUCGGUAGCAUGUGGGAUAAGAUCAAGAACGUGUUCUCUAGUAAAAGUGAGACAGACUCUGAAGGAGGUGAAGAUGUGGAACAGAAUGUAGCUGAGAAGGGUGAGGAGGAGGAGGAGGCGAAGGAGGAGGAAGAUCAGCCAGGCAUGUGGGAAGAGACCUUCAAAUCUCACAGUGACGGCAAGCCCAAUGGCCCAACCUCCAUCAGUUUAGACUUCUCUUUUCCCGGAGUUGAACAUGUCUACGGCAUUCCAGAACAUGCAGACACCCUCAAACUUAAAUCAACAGAAGGAGGGGACCCGUACCGGCUGUACAAUCUGGACGUGUUCCAGUACGAGCUCAACAACCCCAUGGCUCUGUACGGCGCCGUGCCCGUGCUCCUCUCGCACACCGCAGAGAGAACCAUGGGCAUCUUCUGGCUCAACGCAGCCGAGACCUGGGUGGACAUCGGCUCCAGUGCAUCCGUGCAGGGUGGCAGUGAGAAGUCCCAGACAGACGUGCGCUGGAUCUCUGAGAGCGGCAUCAUCGACGUCUUCGUUAUGCUUGGACCCCGCCCUACUGACGUGUUCUCCCAGUACGCCUCCCUCACAGGUACUCAGUCUUUCCCCCCACUCGCUGCCUUGGCUUACCAUCAGUGCCGGUGGAACUACAAUGACCAGGAGGAUGUGAAGGCCGUGGACGAUGGCUUUGACGAGCACGACAUUCCAUACGACUUCAUUUGGCUGGACAUUGAACACACAGACGGCAAGCGCUACUUCACCUGGGACCCACUUAAGUUCUCUCAGCCUCGUGAAAUGCUUCAGAACCUGAUGGACAAAAAGCGAAAAAUGGUCACCAUUGUGGACCCUCACAUCAAGGUGGACAGCGGUUACAAGAUCCACAAAGAGAUCAGUUCGAAGGGUUUUUACAUUAAAAAUAAAGAUGGCGGUGACUAUGAAGGAUGGUGCUGGCCAGGGAAUGCCGGUUACCCAGACUUCACCAAGCCUGAAAUGAGAGCCUGGUGGGCCAGUAUGUUUGCUUAUGACCAGUAUGAGGGCUCCAUGGAAAACCUCUACACGUGGAAUGACAUGAACGAGCCCUCUGUGUUCAACGGGCCCGAGGUCACUAUGCACAAGGAUGCCGUGCACGGGGCGUGGGAGCACAGGGACGUCCACAACCUGUACGGCUUCUACGUGCAAAUGGCCACUGCCCAGGGUCUUAUCCAGAGGUCUGGGGGAGUGGAGAGGCCUUUUGUCCUGACCAGAGCUUUUUUCGCCGGAUCCCAACGUUAUGGUGCCGUGUGGACCGGGGAUAACGCGGCCGAGUGGGGCCACCUGAAGAUGUCCAUCCCCAUGUGUCUCAGCCUGGGCCUGGUGGGCAUCUCAUUCUGUGGAGCCGACGUCGGCGGCUUCUUCAAGACCCCCAGCCCGGAGCUGCUGGUGCGCUGGUACCAGGCGGGCGCUUAUCAGCCCUUCUUCCGCGCUCACGCUCACCUGGACACGCCGCGGCGCGAGCCCUGGCUCUUCGGGCCGGAGAACACGGCGCUGAUCCGCGAGGCGGUGCGGCAGCGCUACACCCUGCUGCCCUACUGGUACCAGCUCUUCUACCACGCCCACCGCACCGGCCAGCCCGUCAUGAGGCCUCUGUGGGUUGAGUAUCCUGAAAAUGCUGCUACGUUUGCUAUUGAAGAUGAGUUCUUGCUGGGUAAAGACCUGCUUGUUCAUCCAGUCACUGAUGAAGGAUCGCGUGGAGUAACUGCCUACUUGCCAGGGGACGGAGAGGUUUGGUAUGAUGUCCAUACAUACAAGAAGCACCAGGGAAACCAGAACCUUUACAUUCCUGUAACCAUGAACUCCAUUCCUGUCUUUCAGAGGGGCGGCUCUGUCAUCAGUAGGAAGGAGCGCGUGCGGAGGUCGUCUUUGUGUAUGCAAGAUGACCCGUACACUCUCUAUGUGGCUGUCAGUGCACAGGGAACGGCAGAGGGAGAACUUUACAUUGACGAUGGCCACACCUUCAAUUACGAAAAGCAGCAGUUUAUUCACAGGCGUCUGACCUUUGCUGAAGGCACAUUGUCAUCAAGCAACCUGUCUCCAGACUCUCAGUUCUCCACAGCCUCUUGGAUAGAGAGGGUGGUCUUCAUGGGAGUCACCAAACCUAACACUGCUACUCUCAGGACUGCUGAUGGCUCUGAGUCUGCUCUGGAGUUUGAGUUUGAUCCUUCCUCUGAGCUGCUCUCUCUGCGUAAGCCUGGGGUGAACGCAGGGGCCGAGUGGACCAUUCAGCUGCGGUAACCCGCGGCUGUGAGUGUGGGCUCGCAUACGUCCUCCUCUGCUGUUAAAGAGCAGGGGAAGUUUAGCACUUACAGCUGUUUUACACACACAGACACACACAGACACACACAGACACACACAGACACACACAGACACACACAGACAGACACACACAGACACACACACACAUACAGACAACAACACAUGCAUUCAAAAGCACUCAGCUUUGCAGGGUGGAAGUUUGGGAUUAGGUGUCCAUUCAGGGAAAAAUCCGUAGACAUGUAGGGGAUGGGAUUAACCUUUUUAGAUGUUUGUUUCUCUUCUGCCACCGGAAACCAGGCAUUGAGACUUCAGCUUGCUAGGGCCACGUUUUUAGACUAUUUCUUAGGAGCAUUUGAUCUAAGUUGGAACAGUUCUUUGAAAAUGAUUUUGUUAAUGUCUUUCUUAGUGUUAUUUGUUUUGAUUAUGUUGUCAUACUUUUGAAAAAAAAAAAGAAUCACAUGAAUAAAAUUCACUCAGACAUUCAGGAAUGUGAAAAGGGGAUGCACUUAUGAACAGAUGUGUCCAGUGGAAUGGUUGGAUUGGGGGAUUGUUCUUGUUGUGUUUGUUGUUUCUUAGUAUAAAUUUCAUUUACUUGAAUUUAUAGCAAGUGUUCACAUUUGCUAUGAAGUGACUAAAACUAAAAGUACUACGCCAUUUAAUGUUUAAGAAUAAUUAAAUGAAUUCAAUAAAUUAACUGUCAGUUUUGAAAUCAAGAAGCCCGGUCAAAGGCAAGUUACAUCAAUGAUGACAAAGUGCAGUGAUGGCAAAUAUGAAAUUGCUUGUCUGUGUACAUUCCACUACUCAUGUAGAAGUCGCCUACAGCGAAAUUGACCAAAUGAAGGAUGAGGGUGACAUUUUGAAAUAUAAAAUAAUUUUACCAUAAUGGCCUUCUCACUCUUCACAAUCAAGGCACAUUCUUUCCUGUAUGUUCAACUUGUUGUCAUCUCAUUUCUUGUUUAAGGGCUCAUAUGAUGUUACCUCAAGCAGUUGAUUUACCCUUUACAUAAAUACCACAAAAACUGA
Molecule: messenger RNA, 4001 nt
Organism: Sardina pilchardus (European sardine)
Lineage: Eukaryota; Metazoa; Chordata; Actinopteri; Clupeiformes; Clupeidae
Product: neutral alpha-glucosidase AB-like
Exons: 25
Coding region: 126-2957 (943 amino acids)
Biological process (GO): N-glycan processing; carbohydrate metabolic process
Cellular component (GO): glucosidase II complex
Molecular function (GO): carbohydrate binding; glucan 1,3-alpha-glucosidase activity
Source: RefSeq, a predicted model, not a curated record